This is a messenger RNA of Tigriopus californicus, 3367 nucleotides long. Its product is annotated as kin of IRRE-like protein 3. Gene Ontology annotation, molecular function: cell adhesion molecule binding. Gene Ontology annotation, cellular component: cell-cell junction. Gene Ontology annotation, biological process: cell-cell adhesion. The record is from RefSeq and is a predicted model, not a curated record. Lineage: Eukaryota; Metazoa; Arthropoda; Copepoda; Harpacticoida; Harpacticidae.
GACGAGUUAAUUGAUGAAGAGCUUUCAAUGUACCAGGGAAUUCAGUUCUUUAGGGGCGUCAUGGAACCUGUGAAGAAUGUAAUAUUUAUCUGUUGAAAAUGUUUGUGUAUGGUGGUUUGUCAAAUGUGCUCCAUUAGUCGUGAUUUUAUCAAGAAGUCGAAUAAAUUCAGACCUGAAACUGGCUUGUUCUAAUUCAAAAAUAGAAACAGUUGACGCCAAGGUGCAAUAAGUGACUUCGAUGGGUUUUGUGGACUUUUUGUAGAAACAAAAUGUUGCUGUUCUUGCGAUUACGAAGGGCCCUACAUUUUUCUGUUUCAAUCGUCCUUAUUGCUUUCUGUGCAGAUGGUGACGGGCUUCAAUCCUGGAUUGAGCAACCUCAAUAUCAAGAAGUCAAUCCCAAUGGCAAUGUGGUCAUUAUUUGCAAAGUUCGCGACAAACAGGGCGAGUGUCGAUGGGAAAAGGACGGAUCUCCCGUUGGAAUUUAUCCCAAUAAAUAUGAAUGGGCCAGUCAACCCGAAGAAGGAGACUGUUCUCUCAAGAUUGUCAAUGCCACCCUUGAAUAUGAUGAUGGGGUUUGGCAAUGUCAAGUUACUCCAGGUUCAUUUGCUUCCAAGGAUGCUUUGAUUUCACAAGGGGCAGAGCUGGUGGUGAGAGAAGCUCCCCAAGAGAUCCACAUUCAAAGGGUUGGAGAAGAGGGGAAGGAAAUUAUUGAUUCAGCGGGCGAAGAACUUGAAUUGGAAUGUGUUGUGUCCGGGGGAAAUCCUCCAGUGAAGAUCCGUUGGUUCGAAAAUGAUGAUGAGAUCCAAACAGGUCAUACUCAAGAGAAUAGUCGAAUCUCAGGUCAAUCCCGAACUUGGAUAUCAGUCUCCAGGCUGAACUUACCUGUAAGCAAAAGUGACGACGGUGCUUUUAUCAAGUGCCUAGCUAACCACCCUACAACUCCGGAACCCAUGUCGGUUCAAACAUGCAUCACUAUAUAUUAUCCACCAACAGUCAUCAUUGAAACAUCUCCCUUGGAAUAUCUCGAAGAGGAAAAAGACCCUGCCACACUUCGUUGUAUGGCAGAUUCCAACCCUCCAUCGACAAUCUUAUGGAGAAAGGAGGGUCUGAAUGGAAUAUUCAGCCCAGAUGAAGAAAUCAAUUUCAGUCCUGUGACGCGGCACACCGCAGGUGUUUACAGUUGCACUGCAGAAAAUCCUUUGGGCAUGAGUAAACUGGCUUUCAUUGAACUUGACGUAAAAUACUCUCCCUUAAUACUGUCAGUGGGACCGUCGCGUAUUGUCGCGGCUCAAAGAAACAAGAAAGCCCUGCUCAAUUGCGAAGCCGAGGGUAAUCCCCCCCCACAAUACCAAUGGCUACAAAAACUCCCUACUCAGGAAGUGUUCAUUCGGGGUCACGAAAAGACACUUGUUAUUGAUAACGUUACGUACAACCAUCAAGGUGAAUUUGUGUGCAAAGUUAUGAACACCAUCAACGGCGAAGAGCGUUCAGUGCAAUCGGAACCUAUUCGCGUGGAAGUGAGCGGAGCCCCGCAGGUCAUGAAAUAUGAAGCUCAUCAUGAGGUGCAAGUUCAAAAUGGAGAAGAUGCCACCCUAGAAGUGUUAUUCUGUGCCGAUCCCCCACCUAAACAAGCGUGGCAUUUAGGAGAUCUGAGCCUUGGAUCAAGCACUAACGGAAACAGUGACAUCAUUUUAGCUGCUGGCACAGGUCAUGGCCGAUUCAUCGCAGAGAGCGCUCGAAAAGCAGAUCGAGAAGAUUGCUAUGUGUCCGUACUACGCAUCAACGGGGCUCACCCAAUGGAUAGUCACACAUAUCAAUUGAAGCUUUCCAACAGCCACGGGUCAGAUGUGCAUACAAUUCAUCUUGUUGUUAGAGACCACGUCUCUCAGGAAUCCCUUAUUGCAGUGAUCGUGGGAGCAAUACUCACGUUUUUGUUGCUCAUUCUCAUUUGUAUUUAUUGUUGUAAAAGUAGUCGACGCGGAUGUGGCGGAACAUCAAAUGACAAUAAGAAAAACUUCAAAGCAUCCGAUCUCGAAAGUGAACGUACAGACGUAGAAUCAACCCACAGCAGUAGCCAUGGGAUUAACUACCCCGAAAAGACUUUGGUAAUUCCUCCCGACGCACUCUAUGGGACGGUCAAUUACAAAGUGCAACAAAGUGGUUACUUCUCGUACGAGUCUCAAGCCAUGGAGGAAGUAAAGGAAAGUAUGAGUCAUCGCUCGCACGAUUUGAUCUCCAACUUAGAUCGAACUUUAAGUACAAGUGCAGUGUUUAACCACUCAACCGCUCCUCAAAAACAUGAUGCCAUGGGCUUUUAUCGCACAGAAGCCUCGCCUGUUGGACUCUUCCCGGAGAUUUCUAGCCUUCAAAAUAGUGCACAAUUCCUCCAUCAUCAUAAGUACCACCAGCACCAACAGCAGCAUCAACCCACAGGCCCGCCGAGAAUCGUCUACAAUGAUCUCUGCAACUUUCCAAAAACGAGCAACUAUGGAUCGAUGAAAAAAAAGAAGAACAAAGACCAAUACCAAUGCAAUAACGUAGGUGUCUCAUGCCUAGUAAGUCAAUCAGAUUACCCCGAGGCCCACAGUAAUAGCCCUUAUGGAAAUCGCUACGAUCAACCCUGAAUAGACUUACUCUGUCCGUCUUAAGUUUUGAAUUAAGCUUCGAAAAAAAUUGAGCAAGUUCGAUGAUAUCGUGGGUGGUCGUUCAAACAAAAGAGAUCACGAAAGAAUCAUUUUGGGUUGGUUGCACUUUUCUACAUACAUUGACUGCUUCAGUCAUAAAAACACGUGAAAGUUCCAGAAUUCGCAUCAAGCCCUGAAAUGACAGAGAGUACUGCCAAGGACAAGAAAAUUUUUAUGAUUGAUAACUUUUCUAUUUUGGUUUGGGUUUUCACGAGCUUUUCUAACCGCUACAGUUAAAUGGUUAUCAGAAGCCGUGAUUGAAUAAGAACCUCCUUGAGGGAACGAAUUGAUUUUUUGCAGAGGUAAAGGCUGGUGUUACGUAAGUCGCAAGAGGUAAAACAACAUCAACAACAAGAAAUACUGAUGACGCACCCGAUUUCCUACAUAAAAAUUCCUACUGACCUGGAAAAAGAAUAUUGCUUUGCUGUCUUGCUUAUGAUGGCCCUCGUUUGGCGUAACAGUGUUCUCACCGAAGCCAUUUAAGACCAGAAGGCUUAACACGUCAGGCCACGAACCAGUCUUUUUUUCCAACAUAGACAAAACCAUACUAAACUAACAAAAACGACAGUAACUACUAAAUAAAUUGUUGUACUCCCUAUGAAAUAAAUUUAGUAGUGAAAGAUUGGUUUUGUACAUGAUGUUAAUGUUUCACAUGAAUUGUUAAUAAAAGCCAUAAGCACUGA